Messenger RNA from Leptidea sinapis, 5555 nucleotides. RefSeq names its product DNA replication ATP-dependent helicase/nuclease DNA2 (gene Dna2). The record is from RefSeq and is a predicted model, not a curated record. Gene Ontology annotation, biological process: replication fork reversal. Gene Ontology annotation, cellular component: cytoplasm. NCBI's taxonomy places the organism in Eukaryota, Metazoa, Arthropoda, Insecta, Lepidoptera, Pieridae. The transcript has 23 exons. Gene Ontology annotation, molecular function: single-stranded DNA helicase activity; 5'-flap endonuclease activity. The coding region runs from base 438 to 4094 and encodes 1218 amino acids.
GUAGUCUGUACCAAAGAAUAUAUUUUUUACUCUCACAUUCUAAAUACCACAGAGUACUUAUAGUUAACUUGAAUGGCUGUACGACGUACAAAGACAUGCUAGUUUUAUUUCUACGCUAGUUUCCCUUGUCCAUAUGUAUGUAUGAUCAGUGACGACAAAGAAGUGGAAAACUUGUGAAUGGAGCCAAUCACAAUGACAGUAUAGUGUUCUGUGAUGACAGUUGACACUUACAAUCAUUGAUAACGCGGGAAAUAUGUUAAGAAAUUCACGUCUUACAAAUUCAGUGAAAAUGUUCAAAAAUUAAAAUUUUAAAUUACUUUUUAGUUUUUUUAACAAAGCGAAUACAUGAACGUAUUGCAAUGGAUAGGAUAAAUUAAUUUUAUGCUUUAAUCAAAAAUAAAAUAGGAAUAUUUACUUAUUUUUUAAAUAAACUAUCAAUGCAUGAAUAUACUGGCACUGUUUAUUUACCAUAUUUAUUUUUUGUAAAGUGUACAUUUAAUUAUAGAGUAAUCUUUAUAGGGCUUCAACCUAAUUUAUAUGAAAUGCCGAAAGGGCUAAGCUUAAAAAAGGCUCAGCCAAAAAUUGCAAGCACGCAGAAGCCCAUAACUCAGUUUUUUAAAGCUGCAACAUGUGAAGGAUCACAUAACACAAAAAUUAAUAUUGGAAAACGUAAAGAAAUAUCUCCCGUCAAAGUAGACUCUAUUUCCAAUAUUCGAAAGGAAAAUUCAGAAGUAAGUCUUAAAAAAAUAAAGAAAAAUGAUUAUCUGUCUGCUGAAGAUAAUAAUUUUGAAGCAAAUAAACUGGAAGACAAAAAUGAGAGUGAGGCACUUGACCCAUCCAAUAUUAAAGUUAAUGGCACUCAAAGAAGAUCACCAUUAACUUCUAUAAAUCAUGAAUUAAUAAAAAACAAUGGUCCUGACUUUUCUUCGUUUAAAAUGAGUAAAUCAUGUAUUCAAGAAUCUGAAGCACAAAGAGAAAAAAUUAAGACACCUGAAAAAUGUAUAAAUUAUGGUACAGCAACUGAAUCUCCAUCUAAAAUAUUAAAUAGUUUCCAAGAUGAUGAAUUGUUUACAGAUGAAUGGGACUUUGAAGGAGUUGAAGAGGAUAUUAAGGAGGACUUGGAUCUCACCAUAAUACAGCGCUGUGAAGUAUUACAAGUGACACAUCAACCCUCAAGAAUGGAAAUUAAGUUGAAAAAUAAUAAGAAGGAGAAAGGCACUUGCUUAAUUGAAGGUGUUUGGAUGAAUACACCACUUCAGGAGGGUGAGAUUGUCAGUAUAUUGGCCAGUAGAAAUGCAUCUGGUAGUUUUGUGAUUAACAAUACAAGUGGGCUUUUAUCUCUGAGGCCUGACCAUUUGAUAUCAACAACCAGUGUAGUGGCUGGAGUAUUCUGCAAGAGAAAAGCUGUGUUACAGGAGCGAUGGCGAGGGAUAGAUUCUGCUAACACUGCAAUGACGGUUGGUAUCCUCAUACAUGAGCUAGUCCAAAAAGCUCUGACAUCAGACAUACUUGACGUAAAAGAGUUACGCACACAAUGUGAUGACAUUAUAAAAGACUCGAUACAAAUGUUGUAUGAUUGUGGCAUUACUGAAUCUGAGGCAAGAGCGAAUAUGGAUGUAUAUGUUCCACCGCUGGCAGAUUUUAUGCAGACCUAUAAAAAACCUAGUUUAAAGCCCAGUCAGAAAGCAAAGUGGAAUGGGCAUAUUGACAAAGUACUGGAUAUAGAAGAAAACAUUUGCUGUCCAAAAUUAGGUCUAAAAGGAAAAAUUGAUGCCACAUUACAAGUUACUAUACACGAGAAAGGAGGCAAAAGUAGUGAAGUAGUAGCACUUGAGUUGAAGAGUGGCAGAGCUUCAGGGUCGGCUGAGCAUCGCGGGCAGCUCAUACUGUAUGGAAUGAUGAUGAGUCUGCAGAGGAACGAGGAUCCAUCGAUGGCCUCACAAAGAGGAUUACUGCUUUAUUUGAAAGACCAAAUUGAUCUCAGAGAAGUGAAAUGCGGGUACCCUGAGCGACGGGACUUGGUAAUGCUACGCAACGAGCUGGUCCAACAUCUGGCUGCCGGGCCUCGCGAUACUAACUCAGAGGAACUAGUAGAUAUAGAGGACAGUUCGAAGCUUAUCCAACAAACGUUGCCAGAACCAGUACAUCACGAAGGUGCUUGCUCCAAAUGUCCAUAUUUGACUAUAUGCUCCAUACACUUGUGGCACACAAAUGACGUCACAGUAUCACAGUCCCACCCGCUCGCUAAACUACGCGAGUUGGCUCUUGGCCAGGUGACGUCACAACACAUUGACUACUUCCUGCACUGGACUAGUCUUAUCAAGUUAGAGGAGAGGAGGAAUAUGUCUGCGUCUCCUUUACAUGCGCUAUGGACAGACAGCGUUGAAACAAGAUCUAAACGUGGAACAUGCGCUGCAAAUUUGAAGAUAAAAUCAGUUGUACCACUGGGAGACAGAUAUUCACAUAUCUUUGAACGACCGUCCGGUGAUUUGUGCGAAUAUUCUCUUAAAAGCCCUCAAGCAGGCGAGUUCUCCAUUGUAAGUUUGGAUGAAAGACCUUGGAUAGCGGCCGGUGUAAUUACCUUAGCCGAUCAUAAGGAGAUUCAUAUUCUUCUCGAAAGGGACGUCAGCCAACGGCAUGACAAGAGCACUCGGUACCACAUCGACACGUACGAGUCGUACGCCACUAGCGUACAGAACCUGACCAACCUGGGCGUACUGAUGGAGGACAGCGACCGCGCCGCACGCUUGAGAAAAUUAAUCAUAGACAAGGAAGCGCCAUCUUUUACGGAGAAGUUGCCCCGCGAGGUUGGAAGGUUGGGUUCCAAACUGAUGAGGAGCCUGAACAUAGAGCAGCAGCGGGCCGUGUUGCGAGCCUUGGCCGCUAACGACUAUGCAUUGCUGCAGGGGCUGCCGGGAACUGGUAAAACACAAACGAUAAGCGUGCUGAUACAAAUGUUGGUCGCUCUCAAACAACGUGUUCUAGUGACCGCACACACGCACUCUGCGGUCGACAAUGUAUUGAGCAGGUUACCAGGUUCAUUGCGAGUGAUGCGGCUGGGAUCUUCUGCGCGCAUCUCAAAAGGUGUGCAAUGUCGGAGCGAGGCGACCCUCGUAGAUGGCUGCACCACCAGUGAACAGCUGGCAGCUCUCUAUGACUCCAUGGAAGUAGUGGGCGUUACCUGCCUGGGUGCCACGCACGCAAUGCUCGCACGGACCGUAUUCGAUAUGUGCAUUGUUGAUGAAGCGACCCAAGUGCUACAAUGCACCGUGCUGCGGCCGCUGUUCGCUGCUAGGCGAUUUCUGCUAGUCGGAGACCCGGACCAGUUGCCUCCUGUUGUGAGGAACAGGGAUGCGCGGCGGCUAGGAAUGGAGGAGAGCCUGUUCCACCGACUGAUGGCCGUGAGCGCCACGUGCACACUGCGGCUACAAUACAGGAUGAACCAGGCGCUCGUGGACGUCGCCAAUACGGUCGCCUACAACGACAGGCUCAAGUGCGCCAACAAGGAAGUCGCUGAUGCUAGUAUCAAAAUUGAUCAACAGAAAAUUUCGUCGUUGUACAAAGAAACGUGGAUACUUACUGCAUCAAGUUCAUCACCUGAGGACGCCGCCUUGUUCAUCGACGUACGACCCACCACUGAUGGUGACAACAAAUCACUCACAAAUGUUGAUGAAGCUUGCGUUGUUUACGCCCUGAUCUCUAUGUUCCUUGAGGGUGGUUUUCACGCAUCGGAGAUAGGUGUAAUAGCGCCGUACAGAGAGCAAGUGGCGAUGCUGAGCAGAGCUCUGGCUCCGUUCCUCGUGGAGGUCAGCACGGUGGACCAGUUUCAAGGCCGGGACAAAUCCUUGAUAGUGUACUCAUGUACCAAGCGGGACCUCAACGAGAAGCCCAAGGAAGGCGAGGUGCUCAACGACCAGCGACGAAUGGCGGUAAGCGUAACGCGAGCGAAGCACAAGUUUAUAGCGAUCGGGGACCCGCGGGCUCUCCGUAGAUACGCGCCGCUCGUGCGACUAAUCGACGCUUGUAAACACGUAGCUUUAAACCAAAAUGACCUCAAAGUUGUUGUACAGAAAUAUAAAUAUUGCGUGCACUGAUUCUUAGACUGAUGAAAUUAAGUCAUAUAGUCAUAAGUGUUGUCAUCUUAGAUAAUAAUUUUUACGUCUAGAUAGAGCCUCUUGCUGUUGGAUAACCAAUUUAAACACACAGGCCAGGUUUAUAACUUUAGUGUGCGUGUCAAGGUAUGUCUUACACUCGCGAUUUGUAUGUCAUUUUGUGUUAGUGUAAGUGCGUUGCUCAAAAUAGAGGUUAACUGUCCACCUCAAUUUUUUGCAAUGUUUUCACAGCUUCCACAGUCUAUCUAGACGUAAAAAUGACCUAAGGUAAUGUUUCUGGUACUGAAAGAGUAUUUACAUAGGCUACGGUGGUUACAUAUCAAAAAAUUAUACACAUACCCUCAUUUGUGCCCUCAGUUCAUUCAAAAAGUAUUAUCAUUUCGACCACAAUUUAUAAUUAUUCUGCAUGACCACUAAUUAUUGUGUAACGCACAAUUCUAUUUGAAGUAUAUUUUAUAGUGAUUUUAUUUGUGUGCGGAAAAUCUAAAUAAUAAAUUGUAACUGCGCAACAACUUGAUACGAAUUACGAACAGAAAAUCUAGAGGGACGUAACUAAUUAAGUGGCAGAAUUCUUAGCAUACUCACAUAUUCUAAUUAGGUAUAUCACGUUUAAACGUAUCAAAUAUGAAUUUAUUUCAGAGAGAGUACAACGCAUGCGCAAUAUCUAUCACCAAUCCUGUUGUAUUGUUAGGCAGAUAAAUAUUUGUAGUGUGAAUACCUCUUCAAUCUAUCUAUAUAUAUAUAUAAUAUAAUGAAAAUGGUCUUUGUUUGAGGCUCAAUCACGCCUAAACCACUGUUCGUAUCGACAUGAAACUACCACCAUUCGAUGCGAAAUUUAUCAUAGACGGUUUAUGGCUACUUAUUUUUUCAAUUGUAUUUGUAAUAAGACGAAUAAAAUUUAAUUUAUUUCCUUUUAUAAUUCGCCCAGCGAAGCGAGCUAGUUAAAAUAUAAGGUAAAAUGUCUACUGAAUCUUGUCUGAAUUUGUACUGUAAUAGUGACAAUAUUUAUGUAGAAAUAAUAUCAUGAUAGUUUAUAUUGAUUAGGUAAUUAUAAGCACGGUGAAAUAUCUCAAAGGCUUUAUUUUUAUUUGUAAAAUAACUGCCAUAACCAGGUGCCUUUUCUAUAAGACUCUUGGGAUGAGAUCUACAAAGCAUACUUAGACUUUGCUAACUUUGCUCACGUAAAACUUAGCCGAGUGUGAUAAAAUGCGAAUUUGACUUUUUAGGUUGGGAAGUCUUAGCUGCUCAGCAUAAUUUCAGCUUUCAAAUGACUAUAUAAAAGAAAUCAAAGAUUAUGCUUAGCUUACAUUAAGCUAAGUUGAACGUGAGUCAAGGCUGAGCAAACUCUAAGUAUGCUCUAUAGAUCUCAGCUUUAGUUGUGUUCGAUUUAUUUAUCUCGAAGUAAUAUUUGAAAAUUGUGAAUUAUUAUAUCGUUUCUAAUAA